AUGGAUCAAAAAUAUAGUCAAAUGGACCCGCCUCGCCAUCAAGAUGCUGUAUAUCAUCAAUAUGAUGGUCAAUAUGGUGGUCAGGCCAUCGAUCAAACUUUGCCUCCAACAGACCAAGAGGAAGCGCUCUUCUUAGAGCAAGUUACCGGUUGGAUCCCAAGACAACCGCCCGCGAGAGAGGCGCGCAUGUUCCGCCUCAGUAGACCAGUCGUGAUUCCAAGAGUAGACAUUGCUAGGCCCUUCCAAACGCCGUUUCCUUUCAUGAGAGCAUACAGCCCCGAUCUAUAUCGCCACGAUAUAAGCGCCGAGACCUUUGUUGCCUUCAUCGACAAUCUUGCCGUGGCAGAAGCUCCGCCGGCUCCAUUGCAAGCCUUGAACGUUGCAGGCCAAGCAAUAGGAUUCGUUCCGCAUCACUGGGCGCAAGCUGCUAGUUUCGGUAUAGGCAUGGCCGCAGGUGUAGGUACAGCGGCGGUCACUCGAAUUCGAACGCAGCGAUUCUUGGAGGCCGUUAAUCGCGAUUAUUUCGGGCCUCGAGGACUGAAAGUGUCCAUUUGCAAAGGCCAUGAUUUGGCUCCAAGGAUUGGACUCGGGCAACUUCUACCAGAAAUACCAGACCGACAAAUGCAGUCCAUCGCUGCAAACAUAGCGCCACUGUCUUUAGAUGUCCCCCCGCCUUCCGAGCAGCGCAAUAUCAUCGACAGAUUGAGCGCCAAGCAAGUCGAGUCUCAAAUUAAGAAGAGCGAGAAAAGUAAUCGCAAAGAGCUACUAAAGCUUCGAGAAAAGGAUUCAAAAAUGGCCCGAAGGUCACAGGGACACUCCGGCGGCGACAGCUCCGAUUCAAGUUGGGAGGAUGAGCAGCGCGAGCUGGACGAAAAGAUGCAGAAAAUUCAGCGCAAGGCCGACGAAAAAUUGGCUGAUGCAAGUCCCAGACAGGCUUCAAGGAUAGAGGAGAGGCGAGCAAAAGAGAUGCGAAAAAUUGAGCGAGAGCAGAGGAAGCUGGAUAAGGAGGUUGAGAAGAAGAUGUCCAAAGCUUCAAGAAAGGAGGACAAAAAGCUAUCCAAGGACGGUCGGAAGGCCGGAAGAAUGGAGUUUGUGGUCGUGGAAAAUAUUUGA
Trichoderma harzianum CBS 226.95 is the source of this 1113-nucleotide messenger RNA. RefSeq lists its product as hypothetical. The transcript has 4 exons. NCBI's taxonomy places the organism in Eukaryota, Fungi, Ascomycota, Sordariomycetes, Hypocreales, Hypocreaceae. The record is from RefSeq and is a predicted model, not a curated record. The coding region runs from base 1 to 1113 and encodes 370 amino acids.